Molecule: messenger RNA, 1605 nt
Organism: Trichobilharzia regenti
Lineage: Eukaryota; Metazoa; Platyhelminthes; Trematoda; Strigeidida; Schistosomatidae
Source: the annotation of a GenBank genome assembly
AUGGAUCCUCAUUAUGAAGACUUGUGGGCUUUUGAAAACAUUGAGGAAUCUUCACCUGAUACAUGUUUAGGAAAAACAAAAAAAUGGUUAAAAAUACCAGAGAAUAUACAAUUAUUAUUAACAAUAUUAUCUGUAUUUCUUGGUGUAUCAAUUGGUCUAUUAAUUCGAUAUAGUAUAAGUGAAAUAAGUUCACGUACUAUAAUACUUGUUGGAUUCCCUGGUGAAAUAUUAAUGAGUAUGCUGAAAAUGUUAAUUAUACCAUUGGUUAUAUCAACUUUAGUUGCAGGUAUGGCUAAUCUUGGUGGUAAAGCUGGUGGAAAAGUUGGCGCAUGUACAUUAACCUACUAUAUAACUACAACAUUUUCAGCUGUUAUACUCGGUAUUAUCUUGGUAACAUCAAUACGACCUGGAUAUAGUGGAAUUAAAAAAGAACGUGGUAGUGGAGCACUCAGUAAAGCGCCUAAAGUUGGAACAUUAGAUGCUAUUUUGGAUUUAUUCAGAAACAUAUUUCCACCUAAUAUUGUACAAGCAUGCACACAACAAGUUUCAAGUCGAUAUGUGACGAAGCCAAAGACAGAGGUGAUUAAUGGUGAAAAUGUAACGACAUAUACGGAAGUAUUAGAAACAAAAAUGGUCGAUUCAACAAAUAUACUCGGUCUUAUAACAUUUUCAAUUGUAUUUGGUUUAAUUGUUGGACAGCUACGUGAAAAAGGCAAAGUAUUACUAGAAUUUUUCAGUGUAGUUGAAGACAUUAUUAUGCGUGUUGUUCGUCUUGUAAUGUGGUUUGCUCCAAUCGGGAUAUUUUUUUUAAUACUUGCUAAAAUUAUUGCAAUAAAAGAUUUAAAGAAAACUGCCACUGGACUUGGUUUAUAUAUGGCAACUGUUACUGUCGGAUUAAUUAUUCAUUUAUUUAUUGUCUUAGCAUUGUUAUAUGCGCUGAUUCUACGAAAAAAUCCAUACAUCUUUUUCAAAGGUAUGCUACAAGCCUUUUUGACUGCAUUGGGUACAGCAUCUAGUUCAGCUACACUGCCAAUAUCACUGAAAUGUAUAGAAGACAAACUGAAAAUCGACAAAAGAGUUACACGUUUUGUAUUACCAGUUGGCGCUACUAUCAAUAUGGAUGGAACUGCACUAUAUGAAGCUGUGGCUAGUAUAUUUAUAGCUCAGGUUAAUGAUUUCUCUCUAAGUAUUCCUCAAAUUAUUACAAUCAGCCUAACGUCAACUUUAGCUGCUAUUGGAGCUGCAGCUGUACCAAGUGCUGGUCUAGUCACAAUGAUUAUUGUUCUGUCUUCUGUUGGAUUACCUAUCAAUGAUAUUUCGCUUAUUCUAACAGUUGACUGGAUAUUAGAUAGAUUUAGAACGUCAGUAAAUAUAAUGGGUGAUGCAUAUGGAGCAGCAAUUGUAGAACAUUUGUGUCGUAAAGAAAUCUCUGAUAUAUCAAAUCCAUCCAUACAAUUACAUCGUGGAGGUUUAGUUAUUCAAUUAGAUCAAAAAGAUAGAAGGAAUGUUAACAAAAGUAAUAAUGAUAACAACAAUAUGUGGGAUGAACAGUUGAACUUAUUAAACAGUGAAAUAAACAAAGGAAAUGGUCAAAUCAAAAAUUAA